ACGGGUUUUUUAUUAUUUGACGCCAGGAUGAUUCGGUUCAUUCUGUUGUUGGCUGCUGCGGGCCUGGCCGUGGCCUUUAAGAAUCCUCACUAUGUCUCCGGCCGGACUACUAUGGUUCAUCUCUUUGAAUGGAAGUGGGAUGAUAUCGCUGCUGAGUGCGAAAGGUUCCUUGGGCCUAGAGGUUUCGCUGGUGUUCAGAUAUCACCGCCCAAUGAAAAUUUGGUAAUCAGGUCAAAAAACCGACCAUGGUGGGAGAGAUAUCAGCCGAUGUCUUACAGAUUGGUAACACGUUCUGGGAAUGAGCAGCAGUUCGCUAACAUGGUGCGUCGUUGCAAUAACGUGGGUGUCAGGAUAUAUGUUGACGCCAUCAUUAACCAUAUGACUGGUACUUGGAACGAGAACGUGGGCACCGGAGGCAGCACUGCUAACUUCGGAAACUGGCACUACCCAGCCGUACCUUACGGGAGAAAUGACUUCAAUUCACCUCAAUGUGUAAUCUCUGGAAACGAUUAUCGCUGCUGUCCAGAUAGGGUAAGAAACUGUGAGCUUUCAGGAUUAAAGGACUUGAAUCAAGGAUCUACCCAUGUUCGUAACAUGAUUGUAAAUUACAUGAACCACCUCAUUAAUCUCGGAGUAGCAGGCUUUAGGAUUGACGCUGCCAAGCACAUGUGGCCUGGAGAUCUCCGCGCUAUCUACAACAGGCUUAACAAUCUAAAUAGGAACCAUGGUUUUCCAUCUGGCGCCCGGCCUUAUAUCUACCAAGAAGUUAUCGAUCUUGGUGGUGAAGCUAUUAGUCGGAAUGAAUAUACAUCACUGGCUGCAGUCACUGAGUUUAGAUUCGGAAUGGAAUUGAGCAGAGCCUUCCAGGGCGGGAAUCAACUGAGGUGGUUAAGUAAUUGGGGACCUAACUGGGGUCUGCUUGCGAGCGGUGAUGCUUUGGCAUUUAUCGAUAACCACGAUAACCAGAGAGGCCACGGUGCCGGUGGUAAUAUUCUUACAUACAAAAGUGCAAAACGAUACAAGGGAGCAAUCGCUUUUAUGUUGGCCCACCCAUACGGCCAGCCUCAGUUGAUGAGCAGUUUUGAUUUCCGUGACACUGAGGCUGGACCCCCACAGGACCGCAACGGCAAUAUUAUUUCUCCUUCUAUUAAUUCCGACGGCUCGUGCGGUAACGGAUGGAUCUGCGAACAUCGCUGGCGUCAAAUCUACCAGAUGGUUGCGUUCAGAAAUAUUGCCGGCAAUACUGGUGUGAACAACUGGUGGGACAACGGCAGCAAUCAAAUUGCCUUCUGCCGCGGUCAGCAAGCAUUCAUUGCUUUCAACAACGACAACUGGGAUCUUAACCAAGACUUAAACACUUGUCUACCAGCUGGCAAUUAUUGUGAUGUUAUAUCUGGUGUGAAGAACGGCAACAGAUGCACCGGCAAGACAAUCUCAGUUAACAGCAAUGGCCGUGCCCGUAUCACCAUACGCUCUAAUGAUUACGACAUGAUUCUUGCCAUUCAUCGCGGCAGUGAGUCAAGAUUGUAAGGAUUAUAUGAAGGAAAUAUAGAUUGCAGACAGACAAUGGUUUUUUUAUGAUUUUAUGAAUUAUCCAAAAACAAAAUUGUAAGACUACUACCACUAAAUAAACAUUUUGAUGUAAAAUUUUA
Molecule: messenger RNA, 1652 nt
Organism: Papilio machaon (common yellow swallowtail)
Lineage: Eukaryota; Metazoa; Arthropoda; Insecta; Lepidoptera; Papilionidae
Product: alpha-amylase 1-like
Exons: 9
Coding region: 28-1530 (500 amino acids)
Biological process (GO): carbohydrate metabolic process
Molecular function (GO): cation binding; alpha-amylase activity
Source: RefSeq, a predicted model, not a curated record